Messenger RNA from Carya illinoinensis, 3577 nucleotides. RefSeq names its product retinoblastoma-related protein-like. Gene Ontology annotation, cellular component: transcription regulator complex; nucleus; chromatin. The coding region runs from base 281 to 3337 and encodes 1018 amino acids. Gene Ontology annotation, molecular function: RNA polymerase II transcription regulatory region sequence-specific DNA binding. The transcript is spliced from 19 exons. The record is from RefSeq and is a predicted model, not a curated record. Gene Ontology annotation, biological process: negative regulation of G1/S transition of mitotic cell cycle; regulation of transcription by RNA polymerase II; cell differentiation. NCBI's taxonomy places the organism in Eukaryota, Viridiplantae, Streptophyta, Magnoliopsida, Fagales, Juglandaceae.
UACCUCAAGCAGGGUUUCCCCAAAAAGAACUCCUAAUAGAAGAGUGAGAGAGAAAGAGAGAGACUCAGAGAAAGAAAGAUAGGUUUCAGAGCUCAGAACGUUCUCUGAUUAGCUUUGGAUCUAACGAGAAACGCCGUUGUUUCUCGGGUUUCUUCUCUUGAUCUGUAGGGUUUGUUCGCUUGGGAAGAGAGAUCAGCCAGGCGAAAGUCGUUUGAGCUUGGUGCAUCAUUGGCUUAGAUUGGGUCGGCCAGGGUUUGGACGCGUUGAACUAGAUUAGAGUAUGGAAGACGCUAAACCUUCGCACGCAACAGCUACAAUUUUGCAUUCCAGUAGCGGCAAUAUGGACCCCGCUGAAGCUCGAUUCACAGAGUUCUGCAAGGAUGGACUGUCAUUGAAUGAGAUCAUUUGUACCAAAGCUAUGAAGCUGUUGAAAGAAACCAAACCUCUCCUGACUAACAGUUCAGUUAUUGGAAAUGGAACGCCCGAAGAAGCAGAAAGGUUUUGGUUUGCAUUUGUUUUAUAUUCUGUGAAAAGGCUAAGUGAGAAGAAUGGAGAUAGUGAGCAGCUAGGGUCUGAUGAUAAUGGGUUUACCUUAUGUCAGAUACUGAGAGCAGCAAAGCUGACCAUUGUGGACUUCUUUAAGGAGCUUCCGCAUUUCGUUGUUAAGGUCGGUCCAAUUUUGAGUAAUUUAUACGGUGCAGAUUGGGAGAACAGACUAGAGGCGAAGGAGUUGCAGGCUGAUUUUGUGCACUUGAGUCUUCUUAGCAAGUACUACGAACGUGUGUACCGGGAUUUGUUUGUCACAAAUGAAGCAAAUGCUGAUAAGCAGUCAGCUGUUACCAGUAUAUCUGGUUAUGUCUCAGACUACCAUCGGUUUGGAUGGUUGCUGUUUUUGGCACUCCGUGUACAUGUGUUCAGCCGUUUUAAGGACUUGGUGACCUGCACAAAUGGUUUGGUUUCUGUAUUGGCUAUCUUAAUUAUUCACGUUCCCGUUCACUUCAGAAACUUCAAUGUACAUGAUGAUCGACGUUUUGUUAAGAAAGAUGGGACAAGGGUGGACAUCCUUGCAUCACUUUCCAACAUUUUUGAUACCUCUGAACAUGAAUUGAGAAAAACAAUGGAAAAGGCCAAUAAUAUAUUAGUGGAUAUUUUGAAGAAAACACCACGUCCAGCAUCUGAGUGUAGAAGCAAAAACAUGGAGAACAUUGAUACAGAUGGUUUGACAUAUUUUGAAGACCUACUGGAGGACUCAUCCUUAUCAUCCAGUUUAGGUAAUUUGGAAAGGAAUUAUGAUGAUGCUAUUCGUAGCAAGGGCGAACUGGAUGAAAGGGUGUUUAUUAAUGAUGAGGACAUCAAACUUGUUUCUGGAAGCUUGUCUGGAGGUGAUGUGAACAUGAGUGGUGUCAAGAGAGAAUUUGAUUCAAUUUCAUCACCAGCCAAAACAAUUACCAAUCAAUUCUCUCCACAGUGCUCUCCUGCAUCUAAUGCAAAUGGUAUUCUUGGUGGUGCUAGUUCAAAGAUGGCAGCUACACCUGUAAGCACAGCAAUGACAACUGCAAAGUGGCUUAGGACUGUCAUCUCUCCACUUCCAUCACAACCCUCAGUAGAGCUGGAGCGUUUCCUGGCAUCAUGUGAUAGGGAUGUAACUGAUGAUGUUGCAUAUAGGGCACAAGUAAUAUUGCAGGCUAUAUUUCCAAACAGUGGUCUGGGAGAGCGCUGUGUGACUGGAAAUCUGCAAAGCGCAAACCUCAUGGACAACAUCUGGGAAGAACAAAGAAAACAUGAAGCACUCAAAUUAUAUUAUAGGGUAUUGGAAGCAAUGUGUAGAGCAGAGGCCCAAAUACUUCAUGCAAAUAAUUUGACCUCUUUGUUAACUAAUGAGAGGUUCCAUAGAUGUAUGCUUGCCUGUUCUGCCGAACUGGUUCUAGCGACACAUAAGACUGUCACAAUGUUGUUUCCUGCAGUGUUGGAGAGGACUGGCAUUACAUCUUUUGAUCUUAGCAAGGUCAUAGAGAGUUUCAUUAGACAUGAGGAAUCCCUCCCGAGAGAAUUGAGGCGACAUCUAAACUCAUUGGAAGAACGACUUUUGGAGAGCAUGGUAUGGGAAAAGGGUUCCUCAAUGUAUAAUUCUUUGAUAGUCGCAAGGCCUAGUCUCUCUGCAGAAAUAAAUCGUCUUGGGUUAAUGGCAGAACCAAUGCCAUCUUUAGAUGCAAUUUCCAUGCAUAAUAAAUUUCCUUGUGGAGGGUUACCUCCCGUGGCUUCUUUGCAGAAACAUGAGACUUCACUAGGUCAGAAUGGGGAUAUCAGGUCUCCAAAAAGACUCUGCACAGAUUACCGAAGUGUAUUAGUAGAGCGGAAUUCCUUCACAUCACCUGUCAAGGAUCGCCUCCUGAACAACAUUAAAUCGAAGCUACCCCCACCUGCUUUGCAGUCUGCAUUUGCUAGUCCAACAAGGCCAAAUCCAGGUGGUGGAGGGGAGACGUGUGCAGAAACUGGAAUCAAUAUAUUCUUUACCAAGAUAACUAAGUUGGCAGCUGUCAGAAUCAAUGGUAUGGUUGAAAGGCUACAACUAUCUCAGCAGAUAAGAGAGAAUGUCUACUCUAUUUUUCAACAAAUCCUAAGUCAGCGGACAUCUCUAUUUUUUAACCGUCACAUUGACCAGAUCAUCCUCUGUUGCUUCUAUGGAGUUGCAAAGAUAUCUCAACUCGCCCUGACCUUUAGGGAAAUUAUUUACAACUAUAGCAAACAACCGCAAUGUAAACCACAAGUUUUCCGCAGUGUGUUUGUUGAUUGGUCAUUAGCACGGCACAAUGGGAGAACAUCACAGGAACAUGUUGAUAUCAUUACAUUUUACAAUAAAAUCUUUGUUCCUGCUGUAAAGCCUCUGCUGGUUGAGCUUAGCCCUUCUGGAACAACUACAAAAACUAACCGAGUUCCUGAAGUCAACAAUAAUGAUGCGCAAUGUCCUGGAUCACCUAAAAUGUCUCCUUUCCCAAGUCUCCCUGAUAUGUCCCCUAAGAAAGUAUCAGCAGCGCACAAUGUAUACGUCUCUCCAUUGCGAUCGUCAAAGAUGGAUGCUCUAAUCUCACAUAGCUCAAAAAGUUACUAUGCUUGCGUUGGAGAGAGUACUCAUGCAUAUCAGAGCCCUUCAAAAGACCUGAGUGCCAUCAAUAACCGCUUGAAUGGCAACCGAAAGUUAAGAGGCACCCUUAACUUCGAUGAUGUUGAUGUUGGGUUGGUUAGUGAUUCUAUGGUGGCCAACAGCCUAUACCUCCAGAAUGGGAGUUGCACAUCCUCAUUAGGUGCACCGCUGAAAACUGAGCAACCCGACUCCUAAUCUGGUGGUCAUGAUGACCCUAUAUGUAAAUUCAAGUUCUUCUCUCAUUCUUUAUAUAUUUUAAUCUACACUUGUUUUAAGCUUGUGACACGGGUGUGGUAUGAGCGGUUUAGGAAUGGCUGCCACCACCCCACUUGCACAUAUAGGUAGGUAGAACCGUAGAUAUGGAGCUUUAACAAAUGUAGUUGACUCUGAAUGACUAAUUUUAUAAAAAUCGUUUGCUUCUUAUGGUUGUUUCAA